AUGAACGUCUCUUCGAUCCCAGCUUCAGCAUGUGCUGCGAGUGCCAUCGCAUAUCCCACGGUAUUCGGUGCUGAGAUCCUGAAUCUUUCAGCCAAUCUUGUUCUGAACUAUUCCUCCGAAGUAUCAGACCAGUACUAUUUCAACAAUCCUUCCAUUAGUGUGAGAAACAUUGACUACUGCAACGUCACUGUCACAUAUACGCAUCCCGGUCAGAAUGACACAAUCAAUGUUGAGACAUGGCUUCCAAUGAAAGAUUGGAACGGACGGCUUCAGGCUACUGGAGGUGGCGGCUAUGUGGCUGGUCGGUUCUUUCUGUCAUAUACUGCUAUGGCUGGAGCUCUCGGAAACGGCUAUGUUGCAACCACUACCGACGGCGAACUCAUCAAAGAGUUCUACGGCCGGCCUGCAGAGUACUCAUAUUUUACAGGUUGUUCACAAGGUGGUCGCCAAGGAAUGAUGCUUGCCCAGCGCUAUCCAGAAGCGUAUGAUGGCAUUGCCGCGGCGGCCCCAGCUUUUAACUGGGCUCGUCUCUUUCCUGCGCUUGCCUGGCCACAGGUCAUGAUGGAGCUCACCGGGCAAUUUCCCCAGAAAUGUGAAUUAGACGCGGUUACAGCUGGUGCUAUUGCAACUUGCGAUCCACAGGAUGGCGUCACCGACGGCAUCAUUAGUGACCCUGCUGCCUGCUCCUUCGAUCCCUUCUCCAUGGUUGGUAGGAUUAUUAACUGCGAUAACGAAGCUAGCACGAUCAGCAACGCAGCUGCCGCUAUCGCCAACCUUACCUGGACAGGGCCCCGAAAAGCCAAUGGAGAUUUCCUCUAUUACGGAUCGCCUGCUGGACUCGGAGAAGCCUGGCUGAAAUUCAUGGUCAAGAAGGAUCCUAAUUGGAACUAUUCUAAGAUCACUUCAGUUGGGGAGUACGCACGUCUGUUUCAGGCUUCUGCCCAGGAGUUUGACUCGAUUUUCGGGACAUUUGAUACUGACCUCUCUGCAUUUCGUGAUGCGGGCGGCAAAAUGAUUACUUAUCAUGGCACGGCCGACGGUCUUAUCCUUAGACAAGGAACCAACGAAUACUACGAUCGUGCCACAGAGCAGACACCAAAUAUCAAGGACUUCUUCCGCUAUUUCGAAGUCCCAGGAUUAGCGCACUGUGCUGGUGGAGUGGGAGGACAGCCAACAGCGACGUUCCAAGCGCUGGUCGACUGGGUAGAAAAAGGCGUCGCUCCGGACACGCUGCCGAUCAACUUCAAGGAUACAAAUGGGACGCAGUAUGAGAGGAUUUUGUGCCCUUAUCCGGAGAAGGCGCAACUUGUGUCUGCCGAUUUGGAUGUGACAAAGGCGGAGUCUUAUAAAUGCGGAUUGUAA
This is a messenger RNA of Aspergillus novofumigatus IBT 16806, 1362 nucleotides long. Its product is annotated as tannase and feruloyl esterase. Lineage: Eukaryota; Fungi; Ascomycota; Eurotiomycetes; Eurotiales; Aspergillaceae. The coding region runs from base 1 to 1362 and encodes 453 amino acids. The transcript is spliced from 4 exons. The record is from RefSeq and is a predicted model, not a curated record.